AUUGCCAUCACACUUCUGGCAGGAUGAGGUGGCCUUUAAAAAGACAAACAACCCCCAGCCGCCACUUGUUCAUAGGAGAACCUUCCAAAUAACAUUGUCUGACAAGCUAUGUUGUUUUUUCUUUAUAUUUGAUAAGAUGUAUUUUUGUCGUUUCAACAAAGUAAUGAAUAGCUUGAUUUACCCUCCGUACCAGUGGGUGGCGAUAGUGCACAACUUUAUUGUUUGCCAGCCGCGAAUGGACCUAAAAGACAGAAGAAAUUACCCUUGAACGCCUCUCCUCCACUCGCACUGCGCAUGCGCCGAACCAGCAGCACACGGCUGCGUCCCGCCUUCGUUUAAUGGCUGAGUUUGACGAGGACUCAGUGAAAGUGCCAUUUGGGACCAAGCAUCUGGAUGCUGCCAUGUGUUUCCCUGCGUCGGAGACAGAUGUUGAUACGGCCGUCAUUCUCACACAUGGGGCGGGUGGAGACAUGAACUUUAAACAUCUGGUUUCUCUGGCACGUGCCUUGGCAUCGAAUGGCUUCCUUUGUUUCCGUUUCACGUGUAAAGGUUUAAACUUAGGUUACAAAGUAAAGGCCUACCGUGCUGUGUGGGACUUCUUGAAAUCUCUACAGAAGUUUACCAUAAAGCAGAUAUUUGUUGGAGGCAGGUCAAUGGGAUGUCGGGCUGCUGCAGCUUUAGCCCGGCAGCUGAGUGAAGAAUCUGAGGAUGCUUUGCAGGGCGUCAUCUGCCUCUCUUUCCCCCUGCAUCCCCCGGCCCUGAUGAACGCUCAUCUGCAAAGAAGUGAGGAUCUCAGGGGGCUCCCGGACCACCUGUCUGUGCUGUGUGUGUCAGGCACCGAGGACAUCAUGUGCGACAGGGUCCUUUUUGAAGGGAUUGUAAAAGAAAUGAAAGCGAAAGUUGACGUUUUUUGGGUGAAAGGAGCCAAUCAUGGACUGAGAGUCAAAGGAAGGUCAGAGGAUUCUGUGCUGGAUGAAGUAAAUUCACAAGUGAUCACCUGGCUGACUAAGCAGCUUGCAUAGAUAUUUACUUAUUUUUUUGUAACUUACUGUCAAACGUUUAAAUAAAGGAUUUUAUUUUUUA
This is a messenger RNA of Gasterosteus aculeatus aculeatus (three-spined stickleback), 1083 nucleotides long. The record is from RefSeq and is a predicted model, not a curated record. Lineage: Eukaryota; Metazoa; Chordata; Actinopteri; Perciformes; Gasterosteidae.